Molecule: messenger RNA, 2597 nt
Organism: Lecanosticta acicola
Lineage: Eukaryota; Fungi; Ascomycota; Dothideomycetes; Mycosphaerellales; Mycosphaerellaceae
Source: the annotation of a GenBank genome assembly
AUGGCCUCUACCAGCACCAAGGUCGGACACGGCCUAGCAAAGGUCCUCGGUAUCAAGCUCGAUCAGCCCAACGGCCCCGGGCCAUCCAACACAACCGGCGGUGACUCGGUCUUCUCCAUCGACAGCUCCGACAGCUACUGGGAGGAGGAGCCGACAGCGCUGGAAUGGAUCAAGUCGGUCACCCCAAAUGGCCGAGAUAUCGCACGCUACCUUCGCAAUCUUUUCCCCUUCACGAAAUGGAUCCUGAGAUACAACACGCAAUGGCUUGUGGGAGACCUCAUCGCCGGAGUAACCGUGGGCGCAGUCGUGGUACCGCAAGGAAUGGCAUACGCAAAGCUCGCUGAGCUUCCUGUGGAGUACGGUCUCUAUUCAUCUUUCAUGGGAGUCUUGAUCUACUGGUUCUUCGCUACCUCCAAAGACAUCACCAUUGGCGUAAGUCCCCUUUGAAAGCCCUACUCCAGACGAUCGUUCAUCUCUAACUUAUCCAGCCUGUCGCCGUCAUGUCCACGAUCACCGGAAACGUCGUUCUCGAAGCCGCCAAGAAGGCCCCCAACGUUCCUGGGCACGUUAUCGCAUCCGCUCUCGGAAUCAUUGCGGGCGCGAUCGUCUGCUUCAUUGGCUUGAUCCGAUUGGGUUGGCUGGUCGAGCUGAUUUCCCUCACUGCCAUUUCCGCUUUCAUGACGGGAUCCGCCAUCAAUAUCGCGGUUGGACAGGUGCCCAACUUGAUGGGUCUUGCCAGCGUCAAUAAUCGGGCUUCGACAUACUUGGUUGUCAUCAACUCGCUCAAGCACCUGGGCCAGACGAAACUCGAUGCAGCGCUUGGUCUGACGGCAUUGACAAUGCUCUACAUCAUCCGAUACAUCUUCAACUACCUCGCGAAGCACCAGCCUCAGAGGAAAAAGCUGUGGUUCUUCUGCAAUACUCUCCGGGUGGUCUUUGUCAUCCUACUCUACACGCUGAUCGGCUGGUUGAUCAAUUUGCACUUGAAGAACCAUAACAGCAAGUACUCGCCGGUCAAGAUCUUAGGAACGGUCCCCCGAGGAUUCAAGCACGCAGCAGUACCUACGGUCACCUCAGACAUCAUCAAGCUCUUCGCCAGCGAGCUUCCUGCGUCGGUCAUUGUACUCUUGAUCGAGCACAUCUCCAUCUCCAAAUCUUUUGGACGAGUCAACAACUACACAAUCGACCCAUCGCAAGAACUGGUCGCGAUUGGCGUAUCCAACCUGCUAGGACCUUUCCUAGGAGGCUACCCAGUGACAGGCUCCUUCUCACGCACCGCGAUCAAGUCCAAAGCCGGAGUUCGCACGCCUUUUGCAGGCGUAAUAACGGCCUUGGUGGUAUUGCUUGCCAUCUACGCACUUCCCGCCGUCUUCUUCUACAUUCCGCAAGCAGCCCUGAGCGCCGUCAUCAUUCACGCAGUCGGAGACCUGAUCACACCACCCAACACUGUCCACGAAUUCUGGAGAGUCUCGCCAAUCGAGGUGCUCAUCUUCUUCGCCGGUGUCAUUGUGACUAUAUUCUCUUCCAUCGAGAUCGGCGUUUACGUCACGAUAACAUCUUCAAUGGCUCUCUUGCUCUUCCGUGUCUUCAAGGCGCAAGGACGAUUCCUCGGCCGCGUCAAAGUCCACUCGGUCAUUGGAGACCAUCUCAUCGAGGGAGAAGAUGCCAAGACAAGACGCCUUGAAUUCAACAACGAGAGCGACGCAGACAAGACCGUGCGCAACAUCUUCCUUCCUAUCGACCACCACGACGGCUCCAACCCAUCUAUCAGAACCGAGCACCCGUACCCGGGCGUUUUCAUCUACAGAUUCUCGGAAGGAUUCAACUAUCCGAAUGCAAACCACUACCUCGACUACCUCACAGAAGUAAUUUUCAAGGAGACGCGGCGCACAAACCCUCACAGCUAUCCGCGACCCGGGGACCGACCCUGGAACGAUCCUGGACCAAGAAAAGGCAAGGAGGUCGGUGAUGAUCAUCGCCCAACCCUGAAGGCCGUCAUUCUCGACUUCUCCUCCGUCAACAAUGUCGACAUUACUUCGGUACAGAACCUCAUCGAUGUAAGAAAUCAGCUCGAUCGAUACACAGCACCAGAGCGGGUGCAGUGGCACUUUGCAACCAUCAACAACCGCUGGACAAAACGAGCCUUGGCUUCUGCUGGCUUCGGUUUCCCUGCGUACGACAACGUCGAAUACAGUCGAUGGAAACCAAUCUUCAACGUUGCCGAGAUUGGCGGUCGUCUUAGUGCAGCCGCCGACGCCGAAGAGAAGGAGAAGCGACGAGAAUUGCGGAGCCGCGAUGAUCCAGAACUUGGCCAGCGAAUGGAGGCUGACAGUAUCGCUGCAUCCGACAGCCAGUCGCGAGACAGUGGCGUGGUCGGGUCGAAGUCACAAGCCUACUCCACCACGUCCACCGUCAAGGUUGCAGUCGUACAUGGCUUGAACCGACCGUUCUUCCACGUCGACCUCAGCAGCGCUGUGCAGAGUGCGAUACACAACAUUGAACAUCAUAACAACUCGCAUCACCACGAAGAUCAUUCACUGGAUGCAUUUGGCACGAUCGCGGGUGCACCCAUACCUCCCAGAGGACCGGUGCAAUGA